Molecule: messenger RNA, 2214 nt
Organism: Batrachochytrium dendrobatidis JAM81
Lineage: Eukaryota; Fungi; Chytridiomycota; Chytridiomycetes; Rhizophydiales
Exons: 2
Coding region: 1-2214 (737 amino acids)
Biological process (GO): superoxide anion generation; defense response
Cellular component (GO): NADPH oxidase complex; plasma membrane
Molecular function (GO): superoxide-generating NAD(P)H oxidase activity
Source: RefSeq, a predicted model, not a curated record
AUGGGUGUUAUUGCUGCCAGUCCUCGCAAACCUAUUUUAUCACCAACUGUUGUUCGUCUAGCCGCCAGAAUACUGGCUACGUUGGCCAUGCUCGUGGCAUUGGUGGCUUCUUACGCUUUAGCAUCAAUGGUUGAAGGCGGAAAAUUGCGCUGGAGUAGUUCCAUUAUGGUUGUGGAUCGAUUUGACCAAUGGAUUCUUGGAUUCGCACUGUUACCCAUGUUCAUUGCCACACUAUCUACCUUUUUUAGCGAUCCAAAUACACCAGAUUCUAUAGUCACGGGAAGAAACGACGAGUACACAAUAUCUGCUGAUGGUCGGUCUUCCACCGCCCACUCCACUCCACUUCAUUGCUCUGGUUUCUGGAAUCCCCGUUUCAAAUUCCUUGGUAAAUACAGCACUCUUUUCAAACCAUGGUCUCAAGGAGAUAUUAUGAUUACCUGUUUGCUUGUCAUCUCCAAUAUUCUAUGGUGGAUUGCUCCUGUGAUUACUCGUCUGUAUCUAAAACCCUCAAAAACACUUUCCACUCCCCGCGGCAUGCUUGCUCGAUUUGCAAUUUGGGCCGCCAUGGCUGGUUUGUGGAAUGCUGCAAUGGCUAUUGUAUUUGUUGUUCGUGAGAAUCAUAUUACCAAAAACAUUGUUGGCAAGGAUGCUGGCCAGUUUCAUCGUGGUCUCCGAUAUCACAUUGCCUUGGGAUACACGAGCUUUGUCCAAAUUACCUUUCAUGGCACAUAUUACCUUACUAUCAUGGUGAUAGAUGGUGCUUUUCCCAAUGAGAUACUGCCAACUCUCAGUGACACUGGCUAUUCCAACUUUUUUGGAUUUCUAGCUUGGCUUUCUUUGAUGCUUAUGGCUCUGACCUCUAUCUUUAAAGUGCGUCGUGCCAACUACCGCAUCUUUUAUUGGACGCAUCAGCUUUAUACCUGUUUCCUGCUUUUUGCGUUCAUGCACCAAACUAGAACUUGGUAUCCAGUUAUGGCUUCACUCGUGUACUUUAUCUUUGAUCGGCUUUUACCUCGCCUUAAAACUCAGCGCACCACAUCUGCUCUGCUCACUCGUGUUUCUCCGUCAGUAGUUCGGCUGGAUAUUGCCAUCUUGCAAACCUAUGCAGAUUCUUGUACAUAUUCUCCUGGCAGUUGGGUCAAUAUACUUGUUCCCUCAAUUUCCCAUUUCAAUUGGCACCCAUUUUCUAUCUCCUCCAGUCAUCAUCUUACUCCUCGCACCGUUACUCUAUAUAUCAAGGCUCGAGGUGCAUGGACUACGCAGCUGCACGCUUCGUCAACCGGCUUAGGUGUCAUGGUUCCAAUUAAGAUGGACGGAUUUUUUGGGUCGCGCAACAACAGCUACUUGUCCUACCAACACCUUGUUGUUGUGGGUGCUGGAACUGGUAUUGCUACUAUAAUCCCCUACAUAUACAGCUAUGCCCAACAUACUCUGGGGAAAAUCACGGUAUUUUGGUUGGCUCGCACUGCUGUUGAAGCGUGCGCAUAUCGUUCUCUACUUGAAGCUCUCUCUGAUCCCAAUUCACCACUUGCUGGUCGUGUCGACUUGCAUCUGCAUUUGACUCGCGAGCAGGAUUCUCGUGUAUCUACUAAACACGACCAUCGCAUUGGAUCCGGAUUUAAUGGAAACCCGAACUUUGCUUCCACCCUUUCUAAAUCUGUUGGCUAUGAACAAUCAAGCACAACUACCAAACCAUCCUACCGUUUGUCCGCCAUUUUUCUUUCCAUAAUUGUAUUUAGUGCUGCAGCUGUGGGAUACGUUAUUGGACGUACCUAUGUUCCCGCAUACAAUGCCGAUGAAUGCAAUGCCGACGAAGCAUACACGCUUGUUGGACUUUCUCACUUUAUGUGUUGGUAUUAUCCCCAAUGGGCACCUACUGGAUUUGCCUGUCUAUUUGCUGCUAUCAGUGGUCUUGCCUUUGUAUGGAUGGUCUCACUAAUGAAGCAAACUGAUGCUGCUGUUUCAAACGUGGAGCCUAUUGAUGUCACUCCCGCAUCUUUCGAGUGGUUCAAGGAACGCUUUACCUGGGUCGCUCAUCGGCCAAACUUUGCCUAUGAGCUUGAAUCAGUGUUCAACUUUUAUAAUAGUAUCGAGAAUCAGUCUAACAUUAAGAUUGCUGUGAUUGCCGGAGGUCCUGAGCGUAUGGUUCGUGAUAUUGAAAAUGUGGUGAUUGAUCACGGUCAAGCCUUUUUCCGCGAGUCUUGGAAAAUGUAG